Messenger RNA from Oncorhynchus gorbuscha (pink salmon), 877 nucleotides. Its product is annotated as circumsporozoite protein-like. The annotation marks the transcript as partial. The transcript is spliced from 2 exons. NCBI's taxonomy places the organism in Eukaryota, Metazoa, Chordata, Actinopteri, Salmoniformes, Salmonidae. The record is from RefSeq and is a predicted model, not a curated record.
GCAGUACGAGAGGAGAGUGAGAGAGGAGGAGGAGGAUGGAGGGAGAGAUGAAAGGAAGGUUCCGGACCUUCAGAAGGAUGACAUGAUGGCCAGGAAGACAGGCGCGUUCCCCAGGACCCACAACACCACGACAACAUUCAACCGCUUCCUACCACUGCCGGGUUCCAAACGCCCAGCACAGGAAGUAGUCACAGACAGGAAGCUACAGCAAUCCAGGGUCUCCAUGGACAUGCCUCAACAGCACCCCAACGUGGCAAUGGUCGUCAGGCCGCCCGUUCCCAGCCAUUGUAACUAUGAUGAUGAUGAUGAGGAUGAGGAAGAGUGCCCUGUACCAGACCUGGAGAAGGAUGAUAUGUUGGCUCGUAGGACCAGGGCAUACCAACACAGCGCGGGGAGAACCGGACGCUCCUUUAACCUGUUCCUGCCUGUCCCUGGAGCGGCCCAACAGAAGAACACCCCCUCUGGUGGACCCAACCAACUCUACCAGAACACCCCCUCUGGUGGACCCAACCAACUCUACCAGAACACCCCCUCUGGUGGACCCAACCAACUCUACCAGAACACCCCCUCUGGUGGACCCAACCAACUCUACCAGAACACCCCCUCUGGUGGACCCAACCAACUCUACCAGAACACCCCCUCUGGUGGACCCAACCAACUCUACCAGAACACCCCCUCUGGUGGACCCAACCAACUCUACCAGAACACCCCCUCUGGUGGACCCAACCAACUCUACCAGAACACCCCCUCUGGUGGACCCAACCAACUCUACAGACAGGAACAGCAACCCAGCAGUGGCGUUUCCACAGCAACAGGAACUACUACUGCCCUCUGCCCUCUAGAACCCCAACCAGGAAGUGUCUCGAGGACAACCCUU